Paramuricea clavata is the source of this 264-nucleotide messenger RNA. The record is from the annotation of a GenBank genome assembly. NCBI's taxonomy places the organism in Eukaryota, Metazoa, Cnidaria, Anthozoa, Malacalcyonacea, Plexauridae.
AUGCCAUCAAAAUACCACAGGGAUAAACUCGUUGAACUUUCAUCCGAAUCAUUUCAAGCUGGCAACCGUACUGGCGUUGGUAUAUCGCUUUCCACAAUGAAAAACAUUCGUGCUACAGCAAGAAAGAAAACACAAGUCGACAAAAAUUUGUUCACCGCAAUUUCUUAUCUUCAACAGUCCAUAGAACGAGAAGAUGAAAAAAUGCCAUGGAAGUGGGACAUAUUUGGAGAAAGUUGUUUGGUUAUAUUCAACACUUCAAUUUAA